GAGAGCAACAUAUUCAAUGUACACCCGUGUUGCUUUUCAGGAAUAAACAAGAAAUAUUUCUCAUUCUCUUUAAACAAAGCCUUAAAUGAAAUUAUGACAGAAGAUUCAGGGAACGUCACUGCUGCUUAAGUGCCCUAGCUUGUUUGUUUCACUUGAUAUCUACGAUUUCAAGGAGUAUAAUCGGACAAAAAUAAAUGAGAAAAAGGUGAUGAAGAAAAAAAGCUAAUGAUUGUCUGGGAUCAAGUUUGUUGUCUGGUAUCAAGUUUUCACACUGCUAUUCAAUAUCCUGUUAUCAGAAAGAUGGCUUGGCACUAGCAGUGGUGGUUCAGUGUGUGUGAGCCGGUCUGGAUGGCUCUGGGUCUGGUGUGAGUGAGACAGAGUGAGGAAGAGUGUGUGGAGAUGAAGGUGGGACAGAAGAACUCUGUGUGUAUCCUGUCUAGUCGAGAGCAGGGAGCACAAGGCCUCGGCUCACACAGGAUCCUACAGCAGCUUGUGGAGGAAAAAACACAGCGCAUGAAAUGGCAGAGUCAGAAAGUGGAGUUACCAGGCAGCCCCCGCUCAACCUUUCUACUGGCCUUCAGUCCAGACAGUUCUUUAAUGGCUUCCACCCAUGUGAACCACAGCAUAUAUAUUACAGAGGUUAAGACAGGAAGAUGUGUUCGCUCUCUGGUGGGUCACCGCCGUACGCCCUGGUGCCUGACCUUUCACCCUAGCAUUCCUGGUCUCAUUGCCUCUGGCUGCCUUGAUGGAGAGGUCAGAAUCUGGGACCUGCAUGGUGGCAGUGAGAGCUGGUUUACAGAGUGUAACUCAGCGAUCGCAUCUCUUGCUUUCCAUCCUGUGGGUCAGCUGCUGCUCAUUGCCACCAACAAUGAGCUGCACCUCUGGGACUGGAGUCAGAGAGAGCCCUUCACUGUGGUGAAGACUGCUAGCGAGACGGAGAGAGUCAGGUUGGUGCGAUUUGAUCCAUUGGGUCACUAUCUUCUGACUGCCAUUGUAAACCCUUCAAAUCAACAGCAGAAUGAUGAUGAUCCUGAAAUUCCAAUGGAUAGUGUGGAGAUGCCUCAUUAUCAUCAGCGUUCCUUCCUGCAGUCUCAACCUGUAAGGCGCACUCCCAUCUUGCACAAUUUCUUGCAUAUCCUCACUUCACGUAACUCUGCACCUCAGGCCGGAGGCACUCUCCCUGCUAGAUCUGACGAGGCCUCCGAUUCGUCAGGCCUCUCUGCUGGACGUUACACUGGUUUGAGGGAUCGUUCCCGGCUCUCAUACUAUGGCUGUGUUCGGCCACUUGGAAUGGUGUGUUUCUGCAGCCAUUGCUCAGCAACUAGGGCUCCAUUGCUGCCUGAUGAUGACCCUUCAAACUCCACCUCCCUUGAGGGACAACCACAUGCUUCUACUUUUUCUUCUGCACGCACAGAGCCACGGUUACCACGGUUGCCAACUGAGUCUCAUCCAGCUAAUCGGCCUUCAGCAUUCAGCUGCAUGUAUGGAGGCGGGAACAAUUUACAGAACAUAUCUUCCAGCUAUGGGAGGAGGGGUGUGGCCGGAAUGGCACCCAACCCAAAUUCACGGCAGCAGCCACUAUGCAGGGAAGGUGGCAAGCGUCUCCCUGGGGCAGAAUGGACAGGAAGUGUGCUUAAUGGACGUGGCGGUAGCAUGACUCCUCCCAGAACCAGUGCUUCCUCGGUUGGUCUACACUCUGUCCUGCGACCGCACAUGACUUCCAAUCAAUCACCUGUUUACGCCUCUGCUAGUAAUAGAUGGGGCUUUCCUUCACCAGGAACAGGGGCUCACAACAGUAGCAGCUCAUCAGGGGCUAGCUCCAGCAGACACUGCCUGCCUGGAGAAGAGGGGCAGGGUAGUCCUGCUUCCAUACGUAAUGUUCUGCAAUGUAAUCUUAACCGCUAUUUUAUGGAGUAUGAGCGCAUGCAGAACCUUGUACAACCUCUAGAAGGCAUUAAUGGGGAGCGCAGCAGUCAGGACCAGCAGACUCAGGAAAUGCUGAAUAACAACAUGGAUCCAGAGCAACCAGGCCCAUCUCAUUACCAGCUAACUUACAGUGGUGAAAACCCCUCCCGCAGUCAUCUGAACCGCUGUAGAGUCUGCCACAACCUCUUCACCUACAAUCAGGGUACUCAGCGUUGGGAGAGAACUGGUCAGCCCACAUCUGGUGAGGGAACCACAACUUGGCAACCUACUAGACCUACCUUCCACAGCUCGGCCUCAACCUCUCAGUCUGAUCUUCUCCUCCCUGAGCCCAGAACAGGUGUCCCUGAACCUGACAUACCCUUUUCCCGCAGCACUGUUACUGAUCAGCAUGAGGAUCAGGCGGCUGGGUUGGUCUUUAACCAGGAAACUGGCCAGUUGGAGCGUGUUUACAGGCAGUCUGCCACCUCUAGCUCAAUGAAUUUAUCACAAGAUGCCUUAAACCAGGAAAUGCCUGAAGACACACCAGAUGAUGAUUACCUACGCAGGGACAAUGGAAGCAGACAUUGGGCUCACCGUAAUGCACGUACGUCUGCCCCAUCCCUUGGUCGCUUUGUCCCUAGACGGUUCCUCCUCCCUGAGUUUUUGCCACAUGCUGGAAUCUUCCACGAGAGAGGGCAGCCAGGCCUGGCAACACACUCAUCUGUCAAUAGAGUCCUCGCAGGUGCUGUUAUUGGGGAUGGUCAAUCAGCAGUGGCCAGCAACAUUGCUAACACCACCUAUCGUCUGCAGUGGUGGGACUUCAGCAAAUUCGAUUUGCCUGAGAUCAGUAAUGCUUCUGUAAACGUUUUGGUGCCCAACUGUAAGAUCUAUAAUGACGCUAGCUGUGACAUCUCAGCAGACGGACAGCUGCUGGCUGUAUUUAUUCCAAGCAGUCAGAGGGGUUUCCCUGAUGAGGGGAUCUUGGCUGUGUACUCCCUCGCUCCACACAACUUAGGAGAGAUGCUCUAUACCAAGAGAUUUGGUCCGAAUGCUAUCUCUGUCAGCUUGUCUCCGAUGGGUCGGUACGUGAUGGUGGGUCUGGCGUCUCGCCGUAUCCUGCUGCACCAGAUCAGUGAUCACAUGUUGGCACAGGUCUUUAGACUGCAGCAGCCCCAUGUUGGAGAGACAUCCAUGAGGAGGGUGUUUGAUGUAGUAUAUCCAAUGGCCUCAGACCAGCGGAGGCACGUCAGUAUCAAUUCUGCUCGUUGGCUGCCAGAACCAGGGCUUGGACUUGCUUAUGGAACCAACAAAGGAGAUUUGAUCAUCUGCAGACCUGUUGAUGUGUUUUCAGAUGGCGGCAGCACUUCUGAACGCUCUGAGACAAUGUUCACCAUCAAUAAUCGUGGAGGGUUUAGCACCAGUAGCAGCAGGGGUAUAGAGAGGGCAGGGAACAGCAGGACUGAUUGGCGGUCUCACAGAGAUAUGGGCCUGAUGAAUGCGAUUGGUCUGUGGCCACGACACCCAGCCCCCACUGUUACAUCACAGGGGACGCAGACUCUACAGCUACAGAACACAGAGACGCAAACGGACUACGACCUAGAGGAUGAAACCCAGCAGCCCAGCACCUCUCAGGGGUCACAGGUCACUGAUGCCCCAGACUCCCUGGAUUUAGAGACUCUGCCAGAGGAUUCUGGGUCUGAGGUGGUACCAGAGACACCACCCCACAGUCGACCUCAGGAAGAUGAAGUGUCAGAUCCCACUGACCACAGCACAGACAGCACAGGUCAGGCUGAGUAUGUUUCUCGUAUCCGAAGGUUAAUGGCCGAGGGAGGGAUGACUGCAGUCGUCCAGCGGGAGCAGAGCACUACAAUGGCUUCGAUGGGCAGCUUUGGCAACAACAUUAUUGUCAGUCACCAUAUCCACCGUGGCUCCCAAACAGGAGUGGAUGUGCAGAGCCGUACCCAUUCGUGUCCUGCCCCUGGGCCCUCCUCUAGUACCCCUGUGUCUUUGGCAGAAGCGGCAGGUUUCUGCUCCCGUGUCCUUUCCAACACACUGGGACUUCAUACCAACACAGCUCCGGAAUCUUCUGCAGAGGAGAGACUUCACUCUUCCCUCCUUUUACAGGACUUUUCUCCUCUUUUCUCAUCUGCUGGAGACACAAAUGGACCAUUUGCUUCCGUGGAAACAGACAGUGUCUUGGAGGGGGAGGAACUCCAAGACCUUGCAUCCCUCUCACCAUCUUUAGUCUCUUCUUCACCUUCUCUUUCUCCAGCAAAUAACAAUAACUACAGCAGCAGUGAUAGUAGUUAUCAUGGAGAUGAGUAUGGGCGGUAACAGCGGCAUUACAGUCUAGAAAAGAGACUGUCACAUAAUAGAAACUUACAGAAUGAUUUGCACUUGACACUUGUGUUCACCUCUCUUUUCGCUAUCAGCGUUCAUACUGUUUAUCUGCUUUAACUUACGAAAAAGAUAUAGGAUGAGAAAAAGUGUCUUGGAAAGGGUUGCAGAAGUGUUUCCUGUUCUGUAGCUCAAAACAGCCAUUCCAUAUUCAACCUGAAUCAAAAGGCCCUAUGGUGUGUACACUGAUCUCCAUUUGCCCAUAUAGAAUAACUAUUUUGCCUGUGUGUGUGCAUUUUUUUAUGUGGAUGGCAGAUAGACAGCAGGUAAAUGUAGCAGGUAAAAUUUUGCGACUCUCUAAAGCAGAGAUUACUAAACUGCCAAAGUUGGGUUAGCAAAAUAAAGAGGAACCUCAGUUAAACUAGUCACUUUUUAGUUUUUUUGUAGUGAAAAGUGAUGUUUAGCUCCUCCAGUUUCUCUUUUGAAUAUUAUUAUAUUAUUUAAAGGGGUCAUGACAUGAGAAACCAAAUUUGCCUUGAUCUUUUGGUAUAUAAGAGGUCUUUGUAUCAUUAAAACGUCCUGCAAGUUUAAUAUUUUAAGACGUCCUCCCCAUUCUAAACGAAUCAUUUAUUUAAUCAAGCUCAAAAUACAGCUCGUUCUGGAUUCAUGGUUAGAAGUGACGUGUCGGUUAGAAGUGACGUAACAGCGUUUGCAUAUGACCGCCUCCAG
This is a messenger RNA of Xyrauchen texanus (razorback sucker), 4971 nucleotides long. Its product is annotated as activating molecule in BECN1-regulated autophagy protein 1A-like. Gene Ontology annotation, cellular component: intracellular membrane-bounded organelle. Gene Ontology annotation, biological process: autophagy. The transcript is spliced from 18 exons. NCBI's taxonomy places the organism in Eukaryota, Metazoa, Chordata, Actinopteri, Cypriniformes, Catostomidae. The record is from RefSeq and is a predicted model, not a curated record. The coding region runs from base 400 to 4239 and encodes 1279 amino acids. Gene Ontology annotation, molecular function: protein binding.